This is a messenger RNA of Morone saxatilis (striped sea-bass), 1533 nucleotides long. Its product is annotated as nucleolar protein 4-like. Lineage: Eukaryota; Metazoa; Chordata; Actinopteri; Moronidae. The record is from RefSeq and is a predicted model, not a curated record.
AGGUCAGGGAAACCGAGGUCGUCAAUGGCAAUGGCGCCCGCCCCACUGGACUUCAGCACGCCCACUUCCUCCUCAUCAUCGUCCGAGGACCAGCAGCCGAUGAACCUGACUGACCCGCCCCCUCAGCGCCUGCCCUUGUCCACUUCGCACCUGCCUGUAACUGUGUCAGCAGCGGCUGCCGCGCUGCUCGGUGCCCUGCAUCCCAACGCGCCCGAGGAGCUCCGCAGGAAGUACCCUCUGGCUGCCAAACCUCCCCUGGCUCCACACCCGGCCCUGCCGCUGCCACACACACACAGCCUUCACACACAUAAUGCACACACUCCCAACACACACUCCCAGUCCCACGCUGCAGAGCUGCGACUGGACCGAGACGGCAGGGACUAUGGGGGCAAGUCCCCCCAGUACAGUUCAGGUGGCAGCUACGACAGCGUGAAAAUGGACUUGAGUGCCGAGGACCUGACCAUGGGGCGUCAUGGCAGCCAGGUUGCCCCCGACGAUGACGACGAUGACCACGACGACCACGACGACAACGACAAGAUCAACGACACAGAGGGAGUCGAUCCCGAGAGACUAAAGGCCUUCAACAUGUUUGUGCGUCUGUUUGUAGACGAGAACUUGGAUCGAAUGGUUCCCAUCUCCAAACAGCCCAAGGAGAAGAUCCAGGCCAUCAUCGAGUCCUGCAGCAGACAGUUCCCAGAAUUCCAGGAACGCGCCCGCAAGCGCAUUCGCACCUACCUCAAAUCCUGCCGACGUAUGAAGAAGAACGGCAUGGAGACCCGUCCUACUCCACCUCACCUCACCUCAGCCAUGGCUGAGAACAUCCUGGCUGCUGCCUGUGAGAACGAAUCACGCAAUGCCGCAAAGAGGAUGCGCCUUGAAGCCUAUCACGAUGAGCAGAUCUCUAUGGACAAGCCGUCCAGCGGUGGAGGAGGUCUGCGGGAGCCGGCGUCCCUCGCUCACUCCGCCUACUCCCUGGCCGCAUCAGCCUUCUCCUCCCAGGACACCCAGCUCUACAUAAACGGAGCCGGACUCAGCUACGGUUACCGUGGAUACCCGGGCCUGAGCGCUGCCAUGCAACACCCCGUUUCCCUGACGACUGGCGCUGCUGCACAGAGCAACGGUCCCACAGACCUCAGCAUGAAAUCUCUUUCCUCUGCCAACAUCAGUAACUCCUCCUCCUCUGCCUCCACCAACAACAGCCUGGGUGGGCGGGGCAGCGGGGGCGCAGGAGGGGGCGGGGCAUCAACACAGCUCAGCCAUACCGAGAUCACGGCGUUCCGUCGCGAGGUCGCCGGCUACCGGAGUCGACGCUUUCCUGCGUUCUGCUCAGCAGACGCAGCUGGAGAACUCAUCCUGGCAACAGAACUGAGUGGCUGGGGGGAGAUAGGGAGAACACCACACAUAGAUCAUACACAACAGCCUCAAACGACGACAUCAGCUUUAUUAAUUAUGUUUGUGUGUCCCGUCUGGUCUCGUCCUUACGGACGCCUGAAUACCGAGAGGUCCGUGCGUUGUUUAGCUCGUCCCUCUUAG